CAACACUUCAGUGGAAACGGGGGUAAUAAAGUACUAAUUCUCCUUCCAUAAUUAAAUAUACUUCCGUACUUUGAUGAAAAAUUUGUGCCACUACGACCACCAGAUUAUUUAUAGAUAAACAAAAUUCGUCCGAGCGAGCGAGCGACGUGCACGAACCAGACCAGAGUUCAGGUUGGUUUUCGUAGACGUAUCACCAGGAGGCUGUCUGUUGGCUUGGCUGUUCCAGCAAGUCAUCAAUAAUCAUAUCGUCGUCUUCUCUGGGAGACCCGGAGAGUGUAGCUUCCUCCCUAGCUGUCCGCGACUCCGCGACCGACGGCGGCGGCGGCAGAUGGAGAGGAACCAGCACCGCGACGGCGACGGCGACGGUGAGGGACGCCAUCAUCAUGUCGUCCAGGUCCCAGCGUCAGUAGAAGUUGCAGCAAUGGAGGAGACCUCAUCAGAGGCAGCAGAUCGCUCUCUGCGUCAGAAGGCAGCAGCGAUGGUUGCCUCCUCCAUGGAGACGUACCGGAGCAAGCCCAUGUCCUUCUGGCUGCUGCUCGUCCUCAGCGCCGGCGCGAUGCUCACAGCGUUCCCGGCGUCGAGCCUCCUGUCGCGGCUGUACUACAACAACGGCGGGCAGAGCAAGUGGAUCCUGUCGUGGUCCGCCGUCGCCGGCUGGCCGCUGCCGGCGCUCCUCCUGCUGCCGUGCUACCUCGCCGGCAAGGCGGCGCCGACGCCGCUGUCGCCGAAGCUGUGCGCCUGGUACGCGCUGCUCGGCCUCCUGAGCGCCGCCGACAACCUCAUGUACGCCUGGGCCUACGCCUACCUCCCGGCGUCCACGGCGUCGCUCGUCGCCGCGUCGUCGCUAGCGUUCUCGGCGCUGUUCGGCUGCGCCAUCGCGAAGAACAGGCUGCGGCUGUCGUCGCUGAACGCCGUCGUCGUCAUAACCGCCGGCGUGGUGAUCAUCGCGCUGGACUCCGGGUCGGACAGGUACCCCGGGAUCACGGGCAGGCAGUACGCGCUGGGGCUCGUCUGGGACGUGCUCGGGUCGGCGCUCCACGGCCUCAUCUUCGCGCUGUCGGAGCUGGUGUUCGUCCGGGUCCUCGGCCGGAGGUCGUUCCACGUCGUGCUGGAGCAGCAGGCGAUGGUGUCGCUCUGCGCCUUCGCGUUCACCACCGUCGGGCUCGCCGUGAGCGGCGGCGGCUUCCCGGCGAUGCGGCGGGAGGCGGCGGCGUUCAGGCACGGCGAGGCGUCGUACGCGAUGGUGAUGGUGUGGUCGGCGGUGACGUUCCAGCUCGGGGUGCUGGGGGGCACCGGCGUGCUGUUCCUGGCGUCGACCGUCCUCGCCGGCGUGCUCAACGCCGUGAGGGUGCCGGUGACGAGCAUCGCGGCGGUGAUCUGGUUCCAUGACCCCAUGAGCGGCUUCAAGAUCCUGUCUCUGCUCAUCACCGUAUGGGGGUUCGGCUCCUACAUGGUUGGCCACUCCUCUACCAAGAAAGCAUCCACAAAUUGAUGUACUCUUAUUGUUCUUCUCCUGGAACAUGAAAAAUAUGUGAACUGAGUAUGUUCUUGUAUUGACCAAUGCUGCUGUGCUCUCAUUCUCCUGAAAACAUCCAGUGCGUUCUGCUUC
Oryza sativa Japonica Group (Japanese rice) is the source of this 1609-nucleotide messenger RNA. RefSeq names its product probable purine permease 5. Gene Ontology annotation, cellular component: membrane. The record is from RefSeq and is a predicted model, not a curated record. Lineage: Eukaryota; Viridiplantae; Streptophyta; Magnoliopsida; Poales; Poaceae. Gene Ontology annotation, molecular function: purine nucleoside transmembrane transporter activity.